ACAGGAGGGGGGAGAAAAGAAAUUAUGAGAAGGGAUGCAGGUUUCUCUUAGUAUUACCCAACCUGUGGAUUCCAGGUGCGAACAGUUCACUCCCAGCGGCUCCACAGCGUCCACACCUCGUGUUGUGCCGAUUAUCUUGGAGCAGGCAGUACUAUGGCCACACACUGCACACACUGAGUAGGCAUCAAUGCACCAACACAUUGUGUGUUGCAACAAAAUCGAGGCUGUAUAGGGUUGUGGCAAACAAAGGAUUAACGGGUUGCAGGCGAGCUGGAGCCUACCCUCGCUGACUUUGGGUGAGCUGCAAGAGGCGUUGUACACCAGGAAUUGUUCACCGGAGGGAAGAUAUCCAAGGACACAUAAGGAGGGACCAAAUACCUGGUGUUCCAAAAUGAGCCCAGCCUUGUUACCUGAAGAUCACAAGUUGGUGUUUCCCCUCCUCCUCCUCUUCCACGUCCCCUUCACGUGUUUAUCUCAGUCAUCAUCAACAAGCAACAUCAGUGAUGGGACAUCAACCACUUCCUCCUCAAACUCCACCUCCCACAAGGCAAUUCCAGGCUGCCGUCCAGGACUGGAUCCUCUGUAUAGGUACCUGUGUGACCGCAGAGCAAUGUGGGGCAUCAUCCUGGAGACCCUGGCGUCCUCUGGGUUCCUCUUCAGUAUGGUCCUCCUUUUCGGCCUCCUUCUCUGGUCCCUCUGGAUCUGCGUCUCCUUACGGCACCAGCGCAGCAAUAUCGGAGGCACAUUGGCAUGCACGUCCAUGUUCCUGUUGGCCACAGGUGGCAUCUUUGCCAUCACCUUCUCCUUCAUCAUCCAGCUCAGCCCUCAGACUUGCCCCACCAGGCUCUUCCUGUUCGGCGUCUUCUUCUCCUUGGCUUUCUCCUGCUUGCUGGCUCGCUGCCUCGCUCUGCUGGGCUUCGCGGCCGCUCGAGGAUGGGGCGAGCCCGCCAUGACUCUGGGGCUUUUCACCGUGCAGGUGAUCAUCUCCACAGAGUGGCUCAUACUGGUCUUGGUGCGGGAUAAGAAGCCCUGCGAGUACAGCCAAGAUGAGUUUGUCAUGCUGCAGAUCUACGUCCUGUGCCUCCUGGCCCUCAGCUUGAUCCUGUCCGUGCACUUCCUGUGUCGCUCCUGCUUUAUGUACAGCUACAGCUACGCGGGUGCCACCCACCAGCAGAGCAGGCAACAGGCUGUGCUCCUCUUCCUCACGCUGUUGCUCUCUGCCGGCAUCUGGGCGGCAUGGAUCGCCAUGCUCAGCAGAGGGAACUCGAAGUUGGGCCGUCGGCCGCAGUGGGACGACCCGGUGCUCGCCAUGGCCUUGGUCGCCAACGGCUGGGCGUUGUUGAUGGGACACGGCUUGUCGCAAGUUGCCUUCCUCUGCAGGGGGGAGGCCAAAUCCAAGGAGAUCCCUCUGAGCUUUGCGGGCUGGACCAGCCCCAGUGCUGACAUCCCAGGAUUGAACAGUCCCAAGGCGGGAACAGAGAACGGAAGCUUCGAGAACGAGCCAGAAAACAGAAGAGGCAGGCGAGCUGAUCCAACACUGCGAUCACCCUACGAGUCCGGAUUCUCUAUGACCGAAAUUGACCCCAAUAAAGAUUACACGAUUCCUCGCCCUCAGACCACCAACUACAGAGAACCAUAUGAUGAAUAUUAUGGACAAUUUUAAAAUCGCUCUCUUGCACAUGUGCAAGAAAUGUAUGCUCUACUUGGCACAAAAACAAUUCAUGUAUUUCUUGAUUGUAAAUAUUGUGUGAUAACAUACAACUGAAAUACAGAAGGUACAGUACUAGUACUACUAGUUAGUGCAGUAUGCUUGUCUACUUCAGGAGCACUGCCAAGGUGCUUGCAACCCUCAACCCUAAUUUGGUAAAUGCCACAUGCCUCACUACAAGAUUCCUGUUAUUUCCACCUGUCAAUACACAAAGAAAAAUAUCAAAAAUAAUGAACAUUUGUAAAAUAAAUAAAUAAAAUAAAAAUAUUGGUAUAC
Messenger RNA from Phyllopteryx taeniolatus (common seadragon), 1984 nucleotides. Its product is annotated as retinoic acid-induced protein 3. The transcript is spliced from 5 exons. Gene Ontology annotation, biological process: G protein-coupled receptor signaling pathway. NCBI's taxonomy places the organism in Eukaryota, Metazoa, Chordata, Actinopteri, Syngnathiformes, Syngnathidae. Bases 392 to 1663 code for a protein of 423 amino acids. Gene Ontology annotation, molecular function: protein kinase activator activity; G protein-coupled receptor activity. Gene Ontology annotation, cellular component: signaling receptor complex; intracellular membrane-bounded organelle; plasma membrane. The record is from RefSeq and is a predicted model, not a curated record.